CUUAUUGCUUUUAAAUCGAGAGUAGGCCUAUACCACAACUUUUCAUGUGGGCUCAACUUUUUUUGUUUUCCACCUUCAUUCUUUUGAGGAACUUUUUAUAAUUUUUAAUGACAUCUUUGUUUUUGUUGCUAGUUGUUUUUGUUGUUGUUUUAAGAAUAACAAUUUCAGAUUUACUGCAUCCAUAGAUAGUAGAGCCAUCAACAAUGUCCCAAGAAGACCGCACACCAGCAGAGGAUGACAAGCCCUUGCCUGCCCAGUCCAGCCACUGCGCAUCUGGAAGCACAGAGUCCGAGACCUCGGACGACCUGUCCGAAGCCUCAGAUACAGCUCUCUUUGGUGCCACCUCUGUCCUCCCGAGGCGGAAGCGUCGGCGGCGGACCAUCAUCGGGGCCGACCAACUCAUGAAGAUGGAGCAGCUCUACAAGCAGGAACAGUGGCCCGGACGGGAGAAGAAAGAGGCCCUGGCCAGGGAGAUUGGCAUGUCCACGCACUUCGUCAACAUCUGGUUCCAGAACAAGCGCUCCCGGAUGAAGAAGCUGGCCCAGGAGGAGGAAGAAUUGGAGAUUCUCCGCCAAAGCAGAAGCCCUGGGACUACUGUCAAGUUAGACUCUGCUCCAGGGCCUAGUAUGUUGACAAAGCCAAUAGCCAUAGCUCCAAAACCAGCCUUUGGAAAUCCCAUCAGGAGUCCCCUCACGCCUGUUAGAAUUCCUAAAGUAGGCCAGUGUGUGGUAUUAGGGCACAACAUCAGUGUCAGUAGUGGAAGUACAGCAGCUACUCCAGUACAGGCCAGUGGAGCAUCUAUACACCCGAGUCCUACUGUCAAGGUGCAGAAUACUACUUCAAGCAGCAAAAAACACUCCAGAAUACAGUCACUCCAGACGUCCACAGCCCCACCAAAGCCGCCCACUUCACUCCGGCCUCAGCAACUGUCAGUCAGCUCAUUAGGACUCCCAUUACGCAGAACCAACCACGCCCCACUGUCGAUGCCAGAGACCACGGGACAGCUGAAUUUCUUCAAGUGCUUGGUCUCCAUGAUGGCCUUGGAGGAAGGGGGGCUCAUCAAGAAAGGCGACCCGGUGUUUGACGUGGCAGUAAAUGCUGCCCUCUAUGGCCUGCGGAUGGCCAACGGCAACAUCUUGACGUACAGGAAGAACCGAGGGCUGUUCAUUCACAAUGACCAGUGAGGCCGAGCCGCGAAACAUCUCGCCAGGAAUUGCAAGGACUAUAAAUGAACACAUACAAUGAGCAGCAUCUUGCCCUUUUUAGAUUUCAUGUUGCAAACUGUAUUUUUCCCAAUAAACCUUUUAUGCAUUAAAGGGAAAAUACAACAUUUGCAAACAUCAAAAAAUAAA
This is a messenger RNA of Patiria miniata (bat star), 1352 nucleotides long. Its product is annotated as LIM homeobox transcription factor 1-alpha-like. The transcript is spliced from 2 exons. Gene Ontology annotation, biological process: regulation of transcription by RNA polymerase II; neuron differentiation. The record is from RefSeq and is a predicted model, not a curated record. NCBI's taxonomy places the organism in Eukaryota, Metazoa, Echinodermata, Asteroidea, Valvatida, Asterinidae. Gene Ontology annotation, molecular function: RNA polymerase II transcription regulatory region sequence-specific DNA binding; DNA-binding transcription factor activity, RNA polymerase II-specific. Gene Ontology annotation, cellular component: nucleus. Bases 204 to 1184 code for a protein of 326 amino acids.